Messenger RNA from Rotaria sp. Silwood2, 243 nucleotides. The record is from the annotation of a GenBank genome assembly. Lineage: Eukaryota; Metazoa; Rotifera; Eurotatoria; Philodinida; Philodinidae.
AUGGUCAACUGUUCAAUACCAGAACAAUUUCGUUGUCAAGUAAUUCAAAAUGUUAGAUUAUUAAUGAUUGCUGCCAGUGAAAGCUCUCAUGUUGUUCAAGCAUUUGUCUUCAAUGACGAAUCAGGCGCUUCUCUAUCAACAUUGAUCAUUGUUGCAAACAAGAUCGAUUCGCCAUCAGAUUCAAAUUCAUCUGUUGCCACUCGGUACGUAACCAUCAAUACAAAUGUACAAAUCAAACAAUAA